Molecule: messenger RNA, 478 nt
Organism: Astrephomene gubernaculifera
Lineage: Eukaryota; Viridiplantae; Chlorophyta; Chlorophyceae; Chlamydomonadales; Astrephomenaceae
Source: the annotation of a GenBank genome assembly
AGGACAUCCGGGAGGCCUUCCUGGAGCUGCGCGAGUACGACGUGCCGUACCACGUUCGCUUUGCCAUCGACACGGACGUGCGGGUGGGCCACUGGUACACGGUGCGGUGCCACGAGGGGGUGACGUGCAUGGAGCGGCGGGCGGACCUGCUGCAGCGCGCGGAGCCGCGCAUCUGCGCAUUCGACAUUGAGACGACCAAGCUGCCGCUGCAGUUCCCCAAUGCAGAGUAUGAUCAGGUGUUUAUGAUCUCCUACAUGUUGGACCGGCAGGGCUACCUGAUUGUGAACCGGGAGGUGGUGGGGGCGGACAUUGCGGACUUUGAGUACACACCCAAACCCGAGUUCGAGGGGCCCUUCAAGGUCCACAACGCCCCCGACGAGCGCUCCCUGCUGCUUCACUUCUUCGAGCACAUGCGGUCCGCGCAGCCCGCCAUCUACGUCACCUACAACGGCGACUUCUUCGACUUCCCCUUCAUCGA